Messenger RNA from Pipra filicauda (Wire-tailed manakin), 706 nucleotides. Its product is annotated as immunoglobulin lambda-1 light chain-like. The transcript has 3 exons. NCBI's taxonomy places the organism in Eukaryota, Metazoa, Chordata, Aves, Passeriformes, Pipridae. The coding region runs from base 17 to 706 and encodes 229 amino acids. The record is from RefSeq and is a predicted model, not a curated record. Gene Ontology annotation, biological process: immunoglobulin production; immune response.
CUGGUGGGAUCACAUCAUGGCCUGGGUCCCUCUCCUCCUCGCGGUGCUUGCCCACACCUCAGGUUCCCUGGUCCAGGCAGCGCUGACUCAGCCGCCCUCAUUGUCUCACAGGGUGGGAGACACCGUCAAUAUCCUGUGUUCUGGGAGCAGUGGCAGGUAUGACUGGUUCCAGCAGAAGGUCCCAGGAAGUGCCCUUCUCACUGUGAUCUAUGAAAAUGACAACAGCCCCUUAGACAUCCCUUUGCGAUUCUCCGGAUCCAAGUCCGGCUCCACGGGCACAUUAACCAUCACUGGGGUCCAACCCGAGGACGAGGCUGUCUAUUACUGUGGUGGCAGAGACAGCAGCAGUAAUGCUCCUAUAUUUGGGGCCGGGACCCAUUUGACCAUCAUAGGCCUGCCCAAGACCCCUCCCACCCCCCACCUCUUCCCACUAUCCCCCAAGGAGUUCCGGAAGAGGAACCAAGCCACCCUGGUGUGUCUGAUACAAGACCCCGACCCCAACCGUGUGAAAAUGCAAUGGGCGGCUGAUGGCAUCCUCCUGACAAAUAACGUGCACACCAGUCAGCUCGUGCGGCAGAGCAACGGGCAGUACCUAUCCAGCAGCUACCUGUCACUGGAUGCCAACCAGUGGCAAAGUCACAGCACAUACUCCUGCAAGGUCAAGCACGAGGCUGGCAAUGUGGAGAAGACAGUGAACAGAUCCUAG